UGCUAGCCCCGCCCGCCUACCAUGGCGCUGCGGCGCUUCCUGAUGCUGCUGCUGCCGCUGCUGCUCUCCCUGGAGUCCCUGCACUUGCUGGUGCCUACGGCUGAGGCAGGGCCCCGGGGCCGCGGGAACCGGAAUAACAGCACUGGCCCUGGAGCCGUCGGGGGCCUACGGGCUGGAGGGACAAUGGUCAGGGGCAACCGAGAACUGAACGGGACGUCCCGCCAGCCGGCGGUCCUAGAGGGGGGGCGGCGGGGCCGGCCUUCGUCCAGUGUCACGGUCACCCACGAGACGUGUUGGGGCUACUACGAUGUGAGCGGCCAGUAUGACAAGGAGUUUGAGUGCAACAACAGCGAGAGCGGCUUCCUGUAUUGCUGUGGUACUUGCUUCUACCGCUUUUGCUGCAACAAGCGGGGAGAGAAACUGGAUCAGCACCAGUGUAAGAACUAUGUGAGCCCUGGGUGGAUCCAGACUCCUAGCACCCAGGUGAUUCCUCAGGAUAUCCAGAACAAGUACGACCCAGAGAAGGACAAGACCAACUUCACUGUCUACAUCACCUGCGGAGUAAUCGCUUUCGUCAUCAUCGCUGUAGUCUUUGCCAAAGUCUCCUAUGAUAAGGCCCACCGCCCCCCGAGGGAGAUGAACAUCCACAGAGCUCUGGCUGACAUCCUAAGGCAACAGGGACCAAUUCCAAUAGCACACUGUGAAAGAGAGACUAUCUCAGCUAUUGAUACCUCUCCCAAAGAAAACACACCAGUCAGAUCUUCCUCAAAAAACCACUAUACCCCAGUGCGCACAGCUAAACCUACAACAGGGCUCUAUGGGAAGGAGGUUCACCGAAGUGGAGGCCCUGAUCUCCAUAACUUCAUCUCAUCUGGAUUUGUCACAUUGGGAAGAGGACACACGAAGGAAAAGCCACGGAUGAACAACAUCCUGACAUCAGCCACAGAGCCCUAUGACCUUUCUUUCUCUCGAUCAUUCCAGAACUUGGCUCAUCUCCCCCCAUCCUAUGAGUCUGCAGUUAAGACCAACCCCAGCAAAUAUUCAUCUCUGAAGAGGCUAACUGACAAGGAAGCUGAUGAGUACUAUAUGAGGAGACGCCACCUCCCUGAUCUGGCUGCCCGGGGCACUCUCCCUCUCAAUGUCAUCCAGAUGUCACAGCAGAAGCCCCCACCACGCGAGCGGCCUCGCCGGCCAAUACGAGCCAUGUCCCAAGACAGAGUCCUCUCUCCUGAAAGGGUGAUGCCAGAGGAAUUCAGCAUGUCCUAUGACAGGAUCCUGUCUGAUGAGCAGCUGUUGUCAGCUGAACGCCUACAUUCCCAGGACCCACUGCUGUCCCCAGAGAGGACAGCCUUCCCAGAGCAGGCUCUGUCUCGUGCCAUGUCAAACAUGGAUGUCUUUGUGUCUACACCUGUCCUGGACCGCUACCACAUGACCAAGAUGCACUCCCAUCCUAGUGCCUCCAAUAACUCCUACAACACCCUAGGCCAGAGUCAGACCGCAGCCAAGCGCCACGCCUUUGCAACUCGGAGACACAACACAGUGGAACAGCUGCAUUACAUCCCUGGACAACAUACCCACUACCAUACAGCCAGCAAGACUGAAGUGACUGUGUGACCAGGGUCAGAGCCAGGAAUAGGCUGGGUGGAGGUAGCUAGGAGAGAAGCCAGAAUGUCUUCCCCAAAAGGGUCUUGAAGACUUGGCAGAAUAGAGAAUCUUCUGGCCCUUGUAAUUCCACCCUCUCUUACCAUGUCCACAAGUGGAUAAUUAUAGAAAAUAUUCAAGGGAGGGAUGGGGGCUAGUUGGGCUGCUUCUGCAACAGAAAGCCAUACCCCCUCCUAGAAGUACAGCCCAAGCCUCUUGGCAUUGACUCACCCUGUUGUACACAUCUAAAAGUAUUUCUUUCACUUCUUCAAGUGGAAUUAAGAAUUUGUGAGGAAAGAUAGUUCUGAGCCUCCCAGCAGCACCAACUUGUUCCCACAUACUCUCUCAAUAAGGGUUAAGCUACUAGAUACCCUCUCCUCACUAAAACCCUCCCUUCCCAGGCUGGGCUGACCAGGGUAUGUGGUCAGUUGGCUGGUCAGGUUGGCAGUGUGGUCUCAUUCAUUUAACUAGAGCUACAUCAUGGAAAUCUUCUAGUGCCUAAAAACUGCCUGCUCACCUGAGCAGUGGAGCUGCUGUGUCCAUAAGCACAAAGAUAACUUCCCUGCCCUUCGUCAGAGUGCUCCCAGACUUUACUCUCACAGAAGCCUGAGAGCAGACAGGUUUCUAUCAUUUCUUGUGCUCCUUAACAGAAACUCUGAGUUAGGGAAACUUACCUAGCCAUGCCUCCCUUAUUCCAGCAUACUCUGCACCCCUUGGAUACCCCUUUCCUUACGCCCUGUUCUCUAUGAACCUGAAUUCUCAUAGUCCUCUAACUCAGGAGCUCAAAAGUUUUCCUGAAGUGGUGAUGAAGCAAAUUCCCAUAAAGAAGGAAACCUUGGCCUUGAUGUAUAGGGAAUUCAUGCCAGAGAACCAAAUAGCCUCAGCAUCUUCUCCAGGAGCCCUAAGAUCACAGCCCUAAACCCAGGCUACAGCUCUCCGUGCAGGCCUAUUUCCUCUCCCCAGGACCCAGCCUGUCAGGCUCUGGGGGGGACCCACUGUGAUGGCCAUGAUAUUUAGGGAGAGUUACCAUUCCCAUCAUGUGAGACUGGACUGUUUCAGAUGCAGUCUGUGUUUUAGCCCUCUGAGAGGGCAACUCAGGCCCCAAGCAGAAAAUUAUCUUUAGACAAUGACACUGCCCCUCCCAUAAAGCAACUUGCCCUUCCACCUUACACUCAUAAGCCCCUUUUUUCUCUUUUGGCCAGAGACCAGUCCCCAGAUACUCUCCACCUUUUCGUCCUUUUCAGGACUUCUUUUCCCUGUUUGCCUUCCUUCCUCUGUAUUGUCAGCUCCAAACCCAGUCACUCAGUUCACAUACUGAUAGCUUCUAGAACUUAUCUCUAGUCUGGAUUAAAGAGACAGGAUUUUUUUUACUCUAACGAUGGGAUUUUUACUUUACUUUAUGUUUUACUCCAAGUCACUUUCCCAACCCAGUUAUUCUAGGCUACUUUGCAACCUUUUCCUACUUCUUACGUCAGAAAGAUGAGAGGUAUUGGUUGGGGGUGGGGGGGAGGGAGGCAGG
Phascolarctos cinereus (koala) is the source of this 3160-nucleotide messenger RNA. RefSeq names its product shisa family member 6 (gene SHISA6). The record is from RefSeq and is a predicted model, not a curated record. Gene Ontology annotation, biological process: regulation of short-term neuronal synaptic plasticity; regulation of AMPA receptor activity. NCBI's taxonomy places the organism in Eukaryota, Metazoa, Chordata, Mammalia, Diprotodontia, Phascolarctidae. Gene Ontology annotation, cellular component: postsynaptic membrane; postsynaptic density; AMPA glutamate receptor complex.